GGGAGAUGGAGAAACUUCACAGCUGUUGGGUGAGGAGGAGGAGCAGGAGAGAGAGGGAAGGCCAGCAUUCGUGGCACUGAGGAAUUGGUCCGGGGCACAUCCCCCUUGGACUCACCUAAAAGACGCCUCUGCUACCCGACUUCCACCAGAGACUAAGAGGAUGAAGAACCCGGCGACUUCUUUUCUGCUCCUAGCCACUGUCUUCUUCGCCUGGUCUGAGCCUUCUCCCAGAAGUCGUCCCACGAAAUCCUGCUGCUUCUACUUAGCAAGAGAUCCAGUUCCAACGUCGGCAGUGAAAACAUAUUCCUACAACCGGGAGCUAUGCGGGAAGGUAGUUAUCAUAUUCCAUUUGACUGAAGAGAGGCACGUCUGUGCCAACCCCAAAGAGAGAUGGGUCCAGUCUAUCAUCCCUGGCCUACACGAGAGUGACCAUGAAUUAUUCCACCCUCAUCCAACACCAGAAGGGAAGAAGAAGGAUACAAACACCACGAUCAGCAAGUGGCGUCGUCCCACGAAAUCCUGUUGCUACUUCUUAGCAAGAGUUCCAGUUCCAACGUCGGCAGUGAAAACAUAUUCCUACAACCGGGAGUUAUGCGGGGAGGUAGUUAUCAUAUUCCAUAUGGCUGAAGGGAGGCACGUCUGUGCCAACCCCAAAGAGAGAUGGGUCCAGUCUAUCAUCCCUGGCCUCCAGGAGAGCGACCCCAAAUCAUUCCACCCUCAUCCAGCACCAGAAGAGAAGAGUCGUCCCACGAAAUCCUGCUGCUUCUACUUAGCAAGAGAUCCAGUUCCAACGUCGGCAGUGAAAACAUAUUCCUACAACCGGGAGCUAUGCGGGAAGGUAGUUAUCAUAUUCCACUUGACUGAAGAGAGGCACGUCUGUGCCAACCCCAGAGAGAGAUGGGUCCAGUCUAUCAUCCCUGGCCUACACGAGAGCGACCAUGAAUUAUUCCACCUUCAUCCAGCACCAGAAGGGAAGAAGAAGGACGCACACGCCACGAUCAGAAAGUGGAGUAAAAAGAAAAAUGACUACUUUCCCUGACCACAGCAUAUCCAUACUCCUGCCCCCCGUGCCCCCCGCCGGCUGAAAAAUCAGUAAAAGGGGCAUGCUUUCUUCAAAAGUGUUCAUGAAAAGUGUCCAAACGCAAGUUUAAAAAAAUAAAAUUAAAU
Hemicordylus capensis (graceful crag lizard) is the source of this 1167-nucleotide messenger RNA. RefSeq lists its product as uncharacterized. Gene Ontology annotation, molecular function: chemokine activity; CCR chemokine receptor binding. The record is from RefSeq and is a predicted model, not a curated record. The transcript has 7 exons. NCBI's taxonomy places the organism in Eukaryota, Metazoa, Chordata, Lepidosauria, Squamata, Cordylidae. Gene Ontology annotation, biological process: G protein-coupled receptor signaling pathway; monocyte chemotaxis; cellular response to type II interferon. The coding region runs from base 161 to 1039 and encodes 292 amino acids. Gene Ontology annotation, cellular component: extracellular region.